Astyanax mexicanus (Mexican tetra) is the source of this 2186-nucleotide messenger RNA. RefSeq names its product POC1 centriolar protein B (gene poc1b). The transcript has 12 exons. Gene Ontology annotation, molecular function: protein binding. Gene Ontology annotation, cellular component: centriole; ciliary basal body. Gene Ontology annotation, biological process: cilium assembly. The record is from RefSeq and is a predicted model, not a curated record. Bases 147 to 1664 code for a protein of 505 amino acids. NCBI's taxonomy places the organism in Eukaryota, Metazoa, Chordata, Actinopteri, Characiformes, Acestrorhamphidae.
GCUAAAAAAAACCUGCUGAAAAAUAUCCUGUACGUUAUAAAAUAUAUACCCAUCUUAGGUUUAGGAUUAUAACACUGUUAGUGAUGUUUACACUGAGUAUUUAAUCCGGCGGUGUUUAACUCCUCAUAGUGCUGAUUAACUUCAUCAUGCCUGAAGCAGAUUUAGAUAGUAAAGAGCCGGAUGUAAAUCUUUAUGAUCUGGAGGAUCCCACCCUGGAGAGGUGUUUCAAAGGUCACAGAGAUGCAGUACCAUGUGCAGAUUUCAGUCCAAGCAAGAAGCAGCUGGCCACUGGAUCCAGUGACAAGACUGUAAUGGUCUGGAACCUCAACCCAAAAGCCAGAGCCUUCAGGUUUGAGGGUCAUAAAGAUGUGGUAACUGCUGUUCACUUCUCACCAUCUGGUUAUUUGUUAGCUUCUGCAUCCAGGGAUAAGACUGUACGACUCUGGACACCAAACAUCAAGGGAGACUCAACUGUUUUUACAGCACACACAGCCACAGUGCGCAGUGUAAACUUCUCCAGUGAUGGGCAGAGGCUGAUCACUGCCUCGGAUGACAAGUCUUUAAAAAUAUGGAGCGUGCAUCGGCAGAAGUUCAUCUACUCUUUAAACCAGCACACCAACUGGGUGCGCUGUGCAAGGUUUUCACCAGAUGGACGAUUAGUGGCAUCCUGCGGAGAUGACAGGACGGUUCGUCUUUGGGACACGUCAUCCCGCCAAUGCAUCAAUACAUUCACCGACUACGGCGGACCAGCAACAUUUGUUGACUUCAAUGCCAGCGGUACUUGUAUUGCAUCCUCUGGAGCAGACAACACACUGAAAAUAUGGGACAUUCGAACAAACAAACUUAUACAACAUUACCAGGUCCACAGUGCAUCCGUCAACUGCUUUUCCUUCCACCCAUCUGGAAACUACCUCAUCAGUGGCUCCAGUGACAGCACAGUGAAGAUCCUGGACCUCCUGGAGGGAAGACUCAUCUAUACCCUUUAUGGCCACAAGGGUCCAGUUCUGGCUGUGGUUUUCUCUCGUGAAGGAGAUCUUUUUGCAUCUGGUGGAGCUGAUUUACAGGUCUUGAUGUGGAAGACCAACUUCGACGCACUGAACUACAGGGAACUGUUAAGCAGACACAGCAGGCGGGUAACUCCGGACCCCCCUCCUCAUCUGAAUGAUAUCUACCCCAGGUCUCCCCACCUCCACCAUACCCAGAAUGAAACUGUUGAGAUUAAUCCUGUUGUUACUAACAUCCAGUCAGCUGAUCCUCAUGUGGUGGAGGUAGGAGAGGUUCCUUACAACAUGCCGGGUGUAACUCUGCGUGGGGUCACAGGCUUUAGAGAUCGACCAAGCACUGGUAUUGCCUCAGCCUCCUCCUGUACUUACAGACAAGAGGAGGAGCGAGAGGAAGAUGAAGAGAAAGAAAGGCUAGGACAUGGGGUUAUGGACCUGUUGGAUGAGCACUGUGGACUUCCACCAGCAUUUAGAAGCACUCUGGAGCACAUUGUCCAGCAGCUGGAUAUUCUGACCCAGACUGUAGCUGUUCUCGAAGAGCGCCUCACCCUGACAGAAGACAAGCUGAAGGAGUGUCUGGACAACCAGGCUCUUAUUCUUCAGCAGGCACUGCAGACAGACGAGCCAAGUGAGCAGAGGGGCGCUGAGGGACCGGCUGUGUGAGAGACUGAGACCGACCCACUUCAGCCACCGUGGUGGUCCCCACUUCAGGGAUCACUGACUCUGGCUUGAAGUAGAGUGCAGACACAGCAAUCAUUUAUCAUUUCUCCCUCCUACGUAUAAUUCCUUCUCUCCACCUGGCUUCCUUCAUUACAGAAAAGACACUGGACAUGGCAGAAAGUAAAAUAAAAUCUAGAAUGCAUUGAAACAAAAGGGAAGUGGUAAGUGGGGGGGAAGCAGGGUGGAGGUUUGAGGGAUUGUGCAGAAGUCAGUUCCAGAAAUUCAUUAAGUCUCUGCAGAGGAGACAGCUGCAGCUAGCAAAACAUCCCAGUCUUGUUUUGACAGCACUGAGGGGUGGCAUUCUUCCGGACAGCCGUUCUGAAGACUGAUCAGGAGAGAGUGAGCAACACUCACUGCUAAGACAAUCUCUCUCUAUCUCGAUUCCUUACUUUCUUUUUUACUCCUUAAUCUCCCCAAUAUAUGUUCUCACAGAUCUUUACAUUAGUAAAACAUUCUACAAAAGAA